UCUCUAUCCUAAUCUUUAAGUAUUAACAAAAACAGUUGAUAUUUUCCCCCAUUUUCACAAACACAUAGACCCUCUUGAAUCUUGAUUUUCUAGGGUUACCGUUAGAGACCCACUCACUCAACUCAACUCAACUCAGCUCAGCUCAGCUCAGCUAAGCUCAGUUCAGCUCACUCGCCACCGUACAGACGAGCUCUUCGCCUCCGUCAAAUGCUAUUCCGAUGAACCCUCCUCCGCCGCCACCGUCGUCGUCAUGCAACACCUGCGGCGCCUUUACGGGUGGCUGCACCUUCCUCCACAGCCUCAGCUACCAAGCCAGCAGCCGCCGUUACUGCACCGAUUGCCUCCUCAAGAAAAACCACGGUCUCUUCUGCCCUAUCUGCUUCCAAGUCUACGACGGAACUCUUUCGCCUCACCUCCGCCUCCUCUGCCUCCACUGCCCAGCCAUCGCCCACCGCUCCUGCGUCACCUCCAACAGUGGACUACCAUCGGCGUCCUAUUUCAAGUGUCCGGCUUGCUCCGACCCUAACUUCUCGUAUUUCAGGCCGAGACGCGAGGGCGAAGAGCUUGAUCCGAAGUCUGCCAUGGUUCUCGUUGCCGCGGCUCAAAUCUCCGCGGAGUCGUUGAGCAAGGCGGCCGCGGCGUCGCGGCUUUACGCGGAACGGCGAGCCUUGGAGGCUGCGGCUGCGAAGAAUAAAGCUAGGGAGGCGCUGGAAAGCGUUGAGAGCAUUGUGGCGUUGGAGAACGAAGAACAGCAGCAGCAGCAGCAGAAGAAGCAGAAGCAGAAGCAGAAGCAGAAGAAGAAAAAGAAGAAAAAGAAGAAGAAGAAGAAGAAGAGAAAUGUCGCUUAACCGAAACGGCUCCCCGCAAAUUAAAAGCGUACUCUUUGACUUCGCUUUUGCUAUGAAAUCAUUUUGCAAAUAAGAUAGAAGAAAAGAAAAGAAAAGAAAAAUGAUUAGAAUUGUUUCUUGUGAUCUUGAUCAUAUUGCUGAUCCGGCCUAGAUACUGUAUUGAUAACAGGUUUUGAUUAGGGGCUAGUUGAUCAGCUUUAUGAUUUAUUCUUUGCAUCAUUCAGAUAUUGAAGCUUCGUACAGUUUACUCUGUCUCUUCCUUAUUCAAAUUCAGUCUU
This is a messenger RNA of Arachis duranensis, 1126 nucleotides long. RefSeq lists its product as uncharacterized. The transcript has a single exon. The record is from RefSeq and is a predicted model, not a curated record. Bases 219 to 848 code for a protein of 209 amino acids. NCBI's taxonomy places the organism in Eukaryota, Viridiplantae, Streptophyta, Magnoliopsida, Fabales, Fabaceae.